Trifolium pratense (red clover) is the source of this 1427-nucleotide messenger RNA. RefSeq names its product glutathione S-transferase T1-like. The transcript is spliced from 7 exons. The record is from RefSeq and is a predicted model, not a curated record. Bases 212 to 1000 code for a protein of 262 amino acids. Lineage: Eukaryota; Viridiplantae; Streptophyta; Magnoliopsida; Fabales; Fabaceae.
CAUUAUUUUUAUAAUUGAAUAAACAAUUUAAUUGAUAUCAAAUCAAAUUGAUUAAAACAAGUUAGUAAACAAAUAUUAUGGUAUUGAAUGGUAGGAAAAUUGUAAGAUGGACCAAUUCUAACAGUAAUCGAGUUUUUAUUUGACAUGAAUGUAAAAAUAAUUUAACGGAUGUAAAAAAACGGCGUUAUAUUUUUGGUGAUGAGAAAAAGACAUGAUAGAUAGAAGAGAAGAGAAGGAAGAAAGAAAGAUGAAGCUGAAAGUGUAUGCAGACCGUAUGUCCCAGCCAUCUCGUGCCAUUCUUAUCUUUUGCAAAGUGAAUGGAAUAGAUUUUGAAGAGAUCCAUAUCGAACUCUCCAAACGUCAGCAAUUAUCUCCUGAAUUUCAAGCCAUUAACCCUUUCAAGAAAGUCCCUGCUAUUGUCGAUGGAAGGUUCAACCUAUUCGAGAGUCAUGCAAUUCUUAUCUAUAUUGCUUCUGCAUUUCCUGGAGUUGCAGACCAUUGGUACCCAGCUGAUGUUUCCAGGAAAGCUAAAAUUCACGCAGUCUUAGAUUGGCAUCACCUCAAUUUGCGCCGUGGAGCAGCCGGGUUUGUUCUAAAUACUGUACUAGCUCCAUUAUUGGGUCUACCACUAAACAAAGAAGCAGCUGCUGAAGCCGAGAAAGUUUUGACAUCAUCUCUGUCCACAAUAGAGAACAUUUGGCUUAAGGGUGACGGACAAUACUUGCUUGGUGGUUUCCGCCCUUCCAUAGCAGAUCUAAGUCUGGUCUGCGAAAUUAUGCAAUUACAGCUUUUAGAUGAGAAGGAGCAUGAUCGUAUUCUUGACCCGCACAAGAAAGUUCAGACGUGGAUUGCGAGCACAAGAAAUGCAACGAAACCACAUUUUGAUGAAGUUCAUAACGUCCUCUAUAAGCUCAAACUGAGGCUUUCAUUGAAGCAAUCUAGUCAGGCAGAUGGGGAAAGGAAAUCUGGGAUUAAAGGCCCCAUAAUUUCAAAGAUGUGACCAACCAACCAUGCCAGUAACAUACAUGUGACAGCUUCAUGCGACCAAUUUGCAUUGUCUUAGAUUAUAUACAUUGUUGGUUGCAAUUGUCAGGUUUGAAUCUUCGAAGAAGAAGUUUAUGUAUGUCUAUAUUGUGAACAAUUACUUAGAUUGCUAAGCUUGGCAGAUAAUAAGUUUCACUGCGAUUCAAAGAUCCAUGAAUCAAGUUCAAGUCCUAAGUGCUGAUUUGGCAUUACAUAUGUUAGUAUGUCUGUCCUUGAAACUUGUCUUGUAAAAUAAUUCAGAGGAGAUGGUAUUUUGCUGUAGUAUUUAGCCUUUAAGAAAUGACAAUAUAAAUUAGUAUGCACGGGCUUGUCAUUCAACACAUCAUUGGAUGAUAAUUGCACCAACACAAUCGAAUUUUAAUUCAUAUAGAUUCGUUGAGAAA